This is a messenger RNA of Pseudozyma flocculosa PF-1, 399 nucleotides long. RefSeq lists its product as uncharacterized. The record is from RefSeq and is a predicted model, not a curated record. The transcript is spliced from 4 exons. Gene Ontology annotation, biological process: proton motive force-driven ATP synthesis. The coding region runs from base 1 to 399 and encodes 132 amino acids. Lineage: Eukaryota; Fungi; Basidiomycota; Ustilaginomycetes; Ustilaginales; Ustilaginaceae.
AUGGCCUUCACCACCUUCGUCGCCCGCAACGUCCUCGGCGCCGCUCGCUCGGCUUCCCGACAGCAGGUUCGCGCCAUCUCCAGCUCGUCGGUUGUUGCCAAGGACCACAUCCAGGACCUCUACCUCCGCGAGCUCAAGUCGUACAAGGCCCCGGCCAAGGCUGCCGACGCGCACAAGGGCCAGGUCCGUGACUUCCACGCCCCGCAGCCGCCCAAGGCGCCCGCGGUGCCCUCGUCGGGCGAGCUGUCGUCGCAGCUCGAGGCGUACGCCGCUGCCGAGCCUGACCUCGCCGAGGCUGUCAAGGAGUCGUCGAGCUCUGAGCUGACCGAGGGCGGCGACGUCAACGCCUACCUUGCCGAGGCCGCCGCCGACAUCAAGGUCGAGGCUGCCCACCACUAA